CCUUCCUGUCCCAGUCGGCUUACAGAAGUUCAGCAUGUGAUUGCCCGGCGGCCGGUUGACGACACGCGGCUUGGCACUUUUGGUCGAUGAGCGAGUUCGUCGCAGGAAAGUCUGUCGACUUCCUUGUUUGUCCCAGGUUUGCUGCUCCUUCUCUCCUUCCUUUAUUCUUAAACUUCCCGAGUCGCUCUCUUUGCUUUCUGUUGGUUUGGAGUUUCUGAACCCACUCGACUUGGACACAUUCGCUCGAACAGCUUCCGAAGCUUCCGUCAUGGCUUCCAUGUUACCAUCAAUACCGUACCCUCCCUCCAGAGAUGGCUACUGGAGCCCCGUAACCUCUACACUUAAUUGGUGUGAGGAGGACUACUAUGCCACUAUCUACUCGGCCGAGAUUGUCAACACCCUGACCAACCUCCUCUUUGUCUGGCUGGCCUUCCGUGGUAUCAACAACUGCAUUCAGAAUGGUCAUGACCAGAUCUUCCUCGUCACCUUCAUCGGAUACCUGGUCGUUGGAACUGGCAGCUUUCUCUUCCACUCGACCCUGAAAUACCCGAUGCAACUUGUCGACGAACUCUCGAUGAUCUACACAACGUGCCUAAUGUUCUAUGCAACCUUCUCGCACAAGCAGAGCCGCUCAGUCCGCAUCUUCCUCGCCCUGUUUCUGGUCGCCCUGUCAAUCUUUAUUACAGGCUAUUACCACUAUCUUGGUGAUCCCGUCUUCCACCAGAACAUGUACGCACUCUUGACAGCAGUUGUCCUGUUCAGAUCUAUGUACGUCAUGGAGCGCGACAUCCGCCCGAACCCGAAGGCCAGAGAGGCAGCACGCAAGAGCAUGGGCAAGCAGAGUCUUCUCAGUGAGCAGGAACAACAGCGCCAGGACGACAGAGACCGCAAGAUCCUCAAGACCAUGUGGCUCAUGAUUGCCAUGGGAUUGUCUAUCUUUCUGGGCGGCUUUGGUAUCUGGACUUUGGACAAUGUCUACUGCUCCCGUCUGCGCAAGUGGCGCCACGAGGUUGGCUUGCCUUGGGGUAUCUUCCUUGAGGGACAUGGAUGGUGGCAUCUCAUGACUGGAACCGGAGCAUACUUCUACAUUGUUUGGGGAGUGUGGCUCCGUCAUUGCUUGAACGGACGUCAAGACGAGUUCAAGCUAGUCUGGCCCAGCGUCUUCACAUCGCUGCCUUCGGUUGUAAAGAUCAAUGCGAGCGAAAAGAAGCAGAACUAGUAGUUUCUGCUCAAGCUCAACAGCGUAGAUGAGAACAUGAUAUAGAAAAGAUAUGAAAGUAUUCCGCAAGGAC
Messenger RNA from Aureobasidium pullulans EXF-150, 1292 nucleotides. RefSeq names its product alkaline ceramidase-like protein. Gene Ontology annotation, cellular component: endoplasmic reticulum membrane. Lineage: Eukaryota; Fungi; Ascomycota; Dothideomycetes; Dothideales; Saccotheciaceae. Gene Ontology annotation, biological process: ceramide biosynthetic process; ceramide catabolic process. The record is from RefSeq and is a predicted model, not a curated record. Bases 269 to 1219 code for a protein of 316 amino acids. The transcript has 3 exons.